This is a messenger RNA of Ficedula albicollis (Collared flycatcher), 378 nucleotides long. RefSeq names its product potassium voltage-gated channel subfamily E regulatory subunit 2 (gene KCNE2). Gene Ontology annotation, molecular function: delayed rectifier potassium channel activity; voltage-gated potassium channel activity involved in ventricular cardiac muscle cell action potential repolarization; potassium channel regulator activity. Gene Ontology annotation, cellular component: membrane. The record is from RefSeq and is a predicted model, not a curated record. The transcript has a single exon. Bases 1 to 378 code for a protein of 125 amino acids. Lineage: Eukaryota; Metazoa; Chordata; Aves; Passeriformes; Muscicapidae. Gene Ontology annotation, biological process: negative regulation of delayed rectifier potassium channel activity; regulation of ventricular cardiac muscle cell membrane repolarization; membrane repolarization during action potential.
AUGGCCAAACUACAAAACUUCACUUGGACAGUGGAACAUAUUUUCAAGGAAACCUUCCUCAAUUACAUGAACAACUGGAGGAGAAACAUGACAGAAGCAGCAAACAAACUGCAGGCUGAGGUGGCUGCUGAAAACUUUGACUACGUUAUCCUUUAUCUGAUGGUGAUGAUUGGGAUGUUCUCCUUCAUCAUCGUGGCCAUCCUGGUGAGCACUGUGAAAUCCAAGAGGAGGGAGCACUCCAAUGAUCCCUAUCACCAGUACAUCGUGGAGGACUGGGGAGAGAAGUACAAAAACCAGGUCCUGAAUCCAGAAGAUCUCAAGUGUGUGAUCCACGAAAACCUGGGGGCAAGGGAUAAAACAAGCCCGGAAUCACCUUGA